Messenger RNA from Equus quagga, 4248 nucleotides. RefSeq names its product sosondowah ankyrin repeat domain family member C (gene SOWAHC). The record is from RefSeq and is a predicted model, not a curated record. The coding region runs from base 134 to 1660 and encodes 508 amino acids. NCBI's taxonomy places the organism in Eukaryota, Metazoa, Chordata, Mammalia, Perissodactyla, Equidae. Gene Ontology annotation, molecular function: protein binding. The transcript has a single exon.
UGCCGGGCCUCAGACGCGGUGGCGCGGAGCGUGAGCCCCCGCCUGCCGUCCCGUCGGUCGGAGCGGGCCCCGUGGAGCGGGCCGCGAUGGGGUCGGGCUGAGCCGCCCGCCGCCCACAAGAGCGCGGCCGCGGAUGGCGGGGCCGGCGGAGCUGGGCCCCGAGGCCGUGCUGCGCUUCCUGGCGGCGCGCGGGGGCCGUGUCCGGCACGCCGAGCUGGUGCAGCACUUCGCGGGCGCCCUGGGCGGCGAGCCCGAGCAGCGCGCCCGCGCCCGCGCCCGCUUCAAGGAGCUGGUCAACGCCGUGGCCACGGUGCGCGCUGACCCCGCCGACGGCUGCAAGUACGUGCACCUCAAGAGAAGGUUCUGCGAGGCGGCCGCGCCCCCGCCGGGCCCGCCGCCCGCGGAGCCCGAGCCACCGGAGGCGGCGCCUCCCGAAGCGCCCCCGGGGCCGGGCUGCGGGCCGCACGACGGGCAUGGGGAGCUCGCGGCCGCCGCGCUCCGGCCGCCGAGCCCGGUCGGCGACAGCGGGAGCGGCGGGGCCCGGAGGAAGAACUCGCGGCGCGACGCGCAGCCCCCGCCCCGUGGGCCAGCCCCUGGCCCCGGCGAGGACCUGGAGCCCGCGCCCCACGGGGAGGAGGCGGACGGGGGCAGCCCGCCCGGGGGCAUCGCCGCCCCGAGGUCCACCCGCCAGAACCUCCGGGACCUUGUGAUGGGCAGCUCCCCCCAGCUGAAGAGGAGCGUCUGUCCUGGGGGCAGCAGCCCCGGGGGCUCUUCUGCUGGAGGGCGCUGCAAAAGCGGGGGCGACUCGGACAGCGCGUCCGUCGCUUCGUCGUCGGCCGAGGAGGAGAGCAGCGGCGGGGGCUCGGUGACGCUGGACCCUCUGGAGCACGCGUGGAUGCUCUCCGCCUCGGACGGCAAGUGGGACGGCCUGGAAGGCUUGCUCACCUGCGAGCCUGGCCUGCUGGCCAAGCGAGACUUCAUCACAGGCUUCACCUGCCUGCACUGGGCCGCCAAGCACGGCAGGCAGGAGCUCCUGGCCAUGCUGGUCAACUUCGCCAACAAACACCAGCUGCCAGUGAAUAUCAACGCCAGGACAAGCGGAGGCUACACCGCCCUGCACCUGGCAGCCAUGCACGGGCACGUGGAGGUGGUGAAGUUGCUGGUGGGGGCCUAUGACGCGGACGUGGACAUCAGGGACUACAGUGGGAAAAAGGCCUCUCAGUACCUGAGUCCGAGCAUCGCGGAGGAGAUCAAGAACCUGGUGGGAGCCCUGGACGAGGAGGACGGAGAGAGCGCGGCCGGCAGCGGGGGUGGGCGCUGGAGGCUUUCCAAGGUGCUCCCCUCACAUCUCAUCACCUACAAACUCUCCCACGUCCUGGAGGAUGGAGGGGAUCAUCACCACCAUCACCACUUGGCUGACGGAUGGGCUGGAGGCAAAGCAAAGGAGCAAGGUCGCAAAGCCUCAGGCAGCUCCACUGGGCGGAUAAAACCCCGACUCAACAAAAUCCGUUUCCGAACCCAGAUCAUCCACACCACACCGUGCUCUUUCCGAGAUCCGGAGCAGCCGCUGGAGGAGGGGGAGGAGGAAGAGGAGGAUCGGUCUCUUAAAGGCCACUCCUCUUCAUUCAAGUUGAGACCGAAAUCCAAUGUAUUUGGGUAAAAACAAUUUCUUUUAGAAAAUUCUAAGAUUUAUGUGGCUUUAGGAAUACCAUAUUAGAUGUAGGUGAGGAAGUGAGGCAGAAAAGACUUAGGAUAAAUUCUCCAUCCUUUCUUGGGGGCUGGAAUAGGUGAUAGGAAUUCCCCCCCAGUAUUCUGGGUGAAGGGGAUUUCCAAAUGCUUCAUCAAACCUUGACCUGGGCCUCUUUUCCCCAUGCCACCCCUCUGCCCUGGAGUCCCUGUUUCUAAGGACCAGAAAUCUAUCUACAUUGGGGGUGCAGAACUGAUGACUGAGGGUUCCUUUGAGUUAACCAUUGCUGGAUGCCACGUGAAGUAAGGAAUAUUGCACUUCUAUGUGUGUUUUUAAAAGUGUUUACUCUUCCAAGAGCAACAAGAAAUGCAAAUUGUAAUGAAACUGGUAGUAUUUGUGAGUGUGAACAAACUAUAUACUGCCCUGUUUUUUUACUACAGUAAUUGAAUUUGCUUUUUAAGAUACUACUGAAGGUUGAGUCAAAGUUGAAACACAAAAUACUAGUUAGUGAAUAAUGUGAAUAAAAAUGGAAAUCCUCUUGGCAUCCUAUUUGUAUUGCAAGUAGUGUUCAACUAUUUUUUUUUAAAGCAAUUUCAGCUUUAAUCACUGAACUAAAGAAAUAAGCAACAUUCACCUUUGAGUUAGUCCGCAGUAUGGUUUCCUCUUAACUAUAUUUCAUCCCACUGCACUGAGUGUUGAGGUACUUUAUUAACUACACAAUUUUUAUUUAAAAUACUUUUCACACUCUCUGGUACUUUAAGUAAAAUAUUGCCUCUGGUUCUGAUUCUCACUGGUUUUGCUAUUCUAAAAGUCUAAAUUUGCCAGAGUUUUUGUUCUGGGGAUCAUAUAACCAUUGGAAUUAUUUGACAUGACCCUAUUUGAUGGUGCUUAGAGUUGAAUUGCCUGCAGAAACUGUUUCUGGUUUAGACAGCAAAAAUUGGCAUAAAUGUUAGCGUAUGCUUCUGUGAAGUAAUUAUUAAAUCAACUCAAUGAUUCUCAAGGUACGCUUUUUAUUUUACUGAUACGAUCCAUUCAUAGUCUCUAUGCUUUGUAGUAGUGUUUUGCAAAUGUUUAAAAUACAAAGUCGUUUCAAUUUUCCAGCGUUUCCUUGAAUCUCUUAGAGACGUACAGUGAAGUUACUGACAAGCUGAAUAGUAAAUCUACUCUGUUAAGAAUAGCACUUUAUAAAAGGGAAAAGAGAAGAGAUGGAACUAUUUCUAUAUUUCAAUGCUGCUGGCUAUUACAUUCCUUUGUUUAUAAAUGAAAAAUACUUCUCAUUAAAAUUAGAGACUUGUGUGGUUUUUAAUUUCUUUCAACUCUGUCAGAGUAAAUGUCUUUAUGGUGAUUGUAAAACUUAAUUCAACAUAUUAAAUCGAUUUGUAACAAGAUGCAAAGCAACUUUUGUGGGAGACUCACCCCGACAAGUCCGUCUCCCGUAGUCUUUUUGGUCUUAUAAUUGCUGAAACGUAAGUACCUGCAACCUGUAGAGAUUAAGGAGUGACUCACCAGCUUGCAGAGCGAGUGAACCAAUAUGUGAAUUGCACAGGACUGCACUGUUCAGAGAGUUCUUAGAUCUUUAAUUUCUCAAGUCGUAGAAAUUUGUAACGAGUUGGUCACACCUCUCUAGAUAGCAUCUGAAUUUGUUUGAAGACUGAUGAAAAGCACAUACAAUAUAUAAACUAUUAUCCAUUUGUGUGCCUUCACUUUUGUUUUAGGAUAAUGGAAAUGGACCACGUACAUUUCAGAAGCACUUUUAUCCAUACAUGUGGGUGAAAAAAUCUAACUUUGUAUAAAUUAACAAUAGGUUCCUCAAAGGUGAAGAACAGUCGUUCGUUCUGAAUCAUACAUGUGACCUGUAUCCAGUGCAGAAUAACCUCCCAUCGAGGAAUCUUACGUUCCAUUGACAUGUAAAGCUGAAGUGAACUAUAGAGCAGACACUUCAGAACCAUCCAUGUGUUCUCUUGGACGGUCAGUAUUCUCAACUGUGUGUGUUGGUAACUGCACAAAAUCUAUAAUUUGCUAGAUCUUUAGAGAUUGAGUCAAUACUUCAUUCAAUUUGCCUUUCACACUAAACAGUUUAACUUUUUGGAUAAAGUAUACUUUAAAUUUUCAAAAAUCAUUCCUGAGGGGAACUACUUCUGGCAUUCGUUGUCGUGAUGUGCUCGUGUGAAGUAAAUGUAGCAUUUUCAGCUACUUAACUCUACAUUCCUCUUAUUUUCAGUUUCCAAAUUGAGAUUAUAAAAAGCAAAUGAUUUGUGUAAUUUGAUAUUUGUGGCAUUGUGUCUACCGUUAAUGGGAAUAUAAAUGUCAGUUACUUAGAUGUUUGUUGAUGGGAAGCUGAUUAGAAAACCCAGGUAUGUCCAUGCGUUUCUUACAGGUACGCUUGAAACUAGUGAAUGUUUGUCACAAUUGUUUUCACUUUUAUGGUGUAUAAAAUGGUAUUUUGGAGUCCAAGAUGCCUUGUCUCUUAUUUCUAAAAAUAAGUAAGUGAAAGUUUGGGAGUUUCAAAUGUAAAAUUUAUAGUAAAUUUUGUUUUAUCAAAAUAAAAGGUUCACACUAGA